Messenger RNA from Pseudocercospora fijiensis CIRAD86, 375 nucleotides. RefSeq lists its product as uncharacterized. Gene Ontology annotation, cellular component: vacuolar transporter chaperone complex; fungal-type vacuole membrane. The record is from RefSeq and is a predicted model, not a curated record. Lineage: Eukaryota; Fungi; Ascomycota; Dothideomycetes; Mycosphaerellales; Mycosphaerellaceae. The transcript has 3 exons. The coding region runs from base 1 to 375 and encodes 124 amino acids.
AUGUCUUCUCAACCACUCCUCCAGACUGCUCCCGGAAAACGCAUCGCCCUCCCCACCCGCAUCGAACCCAAAGUCUUCUUCGCAAACGAACGCACCUUCCUCUCAUGGCUAAACUUCACCGUAAUUCUAGGAGGUCUAGCAAUGGGACUUUUGAAUUUCGGAGAUACAGUCGGUCAAAUCUCCGCCAUCCUCUUCACCCUCGUAGCCGUAGCAGCCAUGCUCUACGCUUUAGUGACAUUUCAUUGGCGAGCGAAAUCCAUUCGAAUGCGAGGUCAGGGAGGGUUUGAUGAUAGGUUUGGUCCUACGGUUUUGGCGGUGGCGUUGUUGGGGGCUGUGCUUGUGAAUUUUGUCUUGAGGUUUACGGGGACUGCUUGA